CAAAGAUGUUAGAGGAGUAUCUUUUCUAUGAAAUUGCCUUUCAGAUUUAAGAGAAGAUACGUCGGACAUCAAGUACAGUUGCUUGAAAGUUAAUCUGAAGAACACAUCAUAAAUUGCAUGCUUUUAUUAACUCAUCUUUGCAUCUCUAAAGCAGAGGUAAAGUUUUCUUUCAGUUUGUGGUUGGAGAACAUUUUCAUUUCCAGCACUAUAUUAAGGCCAUUUAAUUCAAUUCCACCUCUGUUUGCUAGUUUGUGCCAUUAUAGAUGCAAUUUGUGUUUCUCUUGUGUUUUAGCGCUCCGUGAGAUGCAGUAGGAGAUGGUUUCAAUCAAAGCCUAACUGACUAGAUAAUAUUUCUUGGCUGAGGCUUUCAGUCGUUAAUGCCUUUUCAGCCUGAACACUAACGCUCACGAUGAAGACCUACAAUUAAGCUAGAUUGCUCAUUUUAUGGGGAAAAAAAAACAACCCCAUGAAUGAUGGUAAAGUGUGAGUGAACAGGUUGGAUUGUGAGUAAUUUAAACGUUCGAAGCGAAGGAAUGAUUUGCAGCGUCUUUGUGCUGGAAACACUUACGGCAGCCAGUGUUGUUUUGGGGAUUCAUUUGGACUGGUUAAUGCUCCUGGAGGAUUCAGAGGCAUUCUUAUGGAUCUGAGGGGCGAAUAUCUACCCUUUCAGGGUGAGACAACUACUGCUGACAGCAUCUCUGCCACCCUACCUUCCCCCAGCCCAGGGGUGAAGCAGGGUCUUGCAACCGGCUUUAAGAAGGUGCUUCGGACGGAGGAGGACAGUCCAAGCCCGUUUCCAGGGCUACUGCCUGGUGUCCUGGAGAUGAGGGUCAAAGAAGGUAGCAAGAUCCGCAACCUGAUGGGAUUCGCCAUGGCCCGGAUGCAGAGUGAGCCUGGAGACAGCGGUCAGGCCGGACUAAGACAGGUGGUGUUCACAGGGUCAGGCCGAGCGGUCACCAAAACCAUCACCUGCGCCGAGAUCAUGAAGAGGAAAGUGGGCGGACUGCACCAGCUGACCAAACUGCGGUACAAAGGCGUGCAGGAGGUGUGGGAGAGUCAGGAAGGAGGUGAUGCAGAGAUGACUGUCCACAGGACUGUGCCCUCCAUCAGUAUCCUGUUGUCCAAGGAUCCGCUGGACCCUCUGGAGCCAGGAUACCAGCCCCCAGAGACCCAGAGCGCUCUCUGGGAGGAGAGAGAAGGUGCAGAUGUACCACAGCCAGCAGCGAAAAGAUCAUUUGACCGGACUGUUAGCGAGACACAAUCAAAAAGAUUCUGUCCUCAAGAUCUACAAGGCUUUCCUGGAAGAUCAAAGCGUGUGGCCCACGAACUGCGUUUUUGCCAGAUUAGACUUCCCUGCAUGGAUAAGAGUGAGGGCUGUGGGAUGGUGUGGGAGUUCGCUAUCUCCCUCCCUCCAGAUGUACCGCUACAGAUCGCCUUCGUCAUCGCUGUGCGACACUAUGGGGCUUGUUCGAUUCAGUUAGAGCCGGUCUGA
Molecule: messenger RNA, 1492 nt
Organism: Colossoma macropomum (tambaqui)
Lineage: Eukaryota; Metazoa; Chordata; Actinopteri; Characiformes; Serrasalmidae
Product: ribonuclease P protein subunit p25-like protein
Exons: 4
Coding region: 638-1492 (284 amino acids)
Biological process (GO): tRNA 5'-leader removal
Cellular component (GO): ribonuclease MRP complex
Molecular function (GO): RNA binding
Source: RefSeq, a predicted model, not a curated record